This is a messenger RNA of Cynocephalus volans (Philippine flying lemur), 2858 nucleotides long. It is a transcript of the gene ZNF180, whose product is annotated as zinc finger protein 180. The record is from RefSeq and is a predicted model, not a curated record. Gene Ontology annotation, biological process: regulation of transcription by RNA polymerase II. Gene Ontology annotation, molecular function: RNA polymerase II cis-regulatory region sequence-specific DNA binding; DNA-binding transcription factor activity. Bases 111 to 2105 code for a protein of 664 amino acids. NCBI's taxonomy places the organism in Eukaryota, Metazoa, Chordata, Mammalia, Dermoptera, Cynocephalidae. The transcript is spliced from 5 exons.
GCCGCAUGGCCGUGUCGGGCAUUUUGAGGCAGUGACAGGCCUGGCCUGGGCUGUUGGCCCGUGGACGCCCAGCUCAGGACCUCAGCAUCCUGCCUUGCCUGAAGGAGAGCAUGGAAGAACAGGAUGAGAAGCCCCCCGGGGCCCUGAAGGACUACAUGCAGGACUCUCUCCUUCCUCAAGAGAUUAUUGUCAAGAUGGAGGGAGAAGAUCCUGGGUCACUGGCCAUCCCAUCCCAGGAAGGAGUGAACUUCAAAAUUGUGACUGUGGACUUCACUCAGGAGGAACAGAGCCCUUGGAACUCUGCUCAGAGGAUCCUAGACAGAGAUGUGGUCCUGGAAAACCACAGGGACAUGGUCUCUUGGGACGUGGCAAGUGCACUUGGAAGAACAGAGUCAACUUCCAAGCAGAGUGUUUUUGAUGAAGAACCAUUCCAUGGAGUGAAGAUAGAAAGGUUGACAAGGGAUGAUCUUUGGUUAUCUUCCUGUGAAGGAGUCCAUGAUUCUAAAGAGCAGUUGGAUAAUCAGCAGGAUAAAGAAGAGAGAAUUUUUCACGAAGUAGCAUUCACUCAGAGAAAAGCUCUUAUUCAUGAGACAGUCUGCAAAAUUGAUGAACUUGAGAAGAAUGGUCUGAAUUCCAGUCUUCUUUCACCCCCGAUGAUACCAGUAAGAACCCAUUUUUAUAAACAUGCACUACAUGUUAAAAAAUUCCCUCAUAAUUCUGUUGUAAACAGUCAUCAGAAGAUUGAUGAAAGUGAGAAACUAUGUGAAAAUAAUGAAUGUGGAAAAUCCCCUCAGAGUAUUCACCUUAUUCAGUUUACAAGAACUCGAACAAAAGAUAAAUCCUAUAGAUUUAGUGACAGUGCUCAAUCUUUUAGCCAUGGUACACCUCUAAAUAUACAUGAAAAAAUUCACGCAGGAGGAAGAUUCAUUGAUAUUAAGGAAUGUGGGCAAAUUUUGAACCACAGCAUAUCCCAUAAUGAACAACAGAGAAUUCCUGUUGAAGAAAGUCUAUAUAAAUGUAGUAAAACCUCUCAGAGUUCAUCCCUUGCUCAAAACAUGAGAAAUCAUUCUGAAGAGAAACCUUUUGAAUGUAACCAGUGUGGGAAAUCCUUCAGCUGGAGCUCCCAUCUUGUUGCACAUCAGAGAACUCAUACAGGGGAGAAACCUUAUGAAUGUAAUGAAUGUGGAAAAUCCUUCAGCCGGAGCUCACACCUUGUUUCCCAUCAGAGAACUCAUACUGGAGAGAAGCCUUAUAGAUGCAAUCAGUGUGGGAAAUCCUUUAGUCAGAGCUAUGUCCUUGUUGUGCAUCAGAGAACUCAUACUGGAGAGAAGCCUUAUGAAUGCAGUCAGUGUGGAAAGUCAUUCAGGCAGAGCUACAAACUUAUUGCACAUCAAAGAACUCAUACUGGUGAGAAGCCCUAUGAAUGCAAUCAAUGUGGGAAAUCAUUUAUCCAGAGUUACAAACUUAUUGCACAUCAAAGAAUUCAUACUGGAGAAAAACCCUAUGAGUGCAAUCAAUGUGGGAAAUCCUUUAGUCAAAGUUAUAAACUUGUUGCUCAUCAGCGAACUCACACAGGAGAAAAACCCUUUGAAUGUAAUCAGUGUGGAAAAUCCUUCAGCUGGAGCUCUCAGCUUGUUGCUCAUCAAAGAACUCACACUGGAGAGAAACCCUAUGAAUGUAAUGAUUGUGGAAAAUCUUUCAACCGCAGUUCUCACCUAGUUAUGCAUCAAAGAACUCAUACUGGAGAAAAGCCCUAUGAAUGCAAUCAGUGUGGGAAAUCCUUCAGCCAGAGUUAUGUUCUUGUUGUACACCAGAGAACUCAUACUGGAGAAAAGCCCUAUGAAUGCAGUCAGUGUGGAAAAUCCUUCAGGCAGAGUUCAUGCCUUACUCAACAUCAGAGAACUCAUACUGGAGAGAAACCGUAUGAAUGUAAUCAGUGUGGAAAGACGUUCAGCUUGAGUGCUCGACUUAUUGUACAUCAAAGAACUCAUACUGGAGAGAAACCCUUUACAUGUAAUCAGUGUGGGAAAGCAUUUAUUAACAGCUCUAAACUUGUUAGGCAUCAGGCAACUCAUACUGAAGAGAAACCCUAUGAAUGUAACUAGUUUGGAAAUCUUUAAGUCAGAGUUUAUUCCUUUUUCUUUCACUCUUUAAACAUUUAUUUUAAAGUGGUACACGUACUGGGAAGAACUAGUAUAAAGACCAUAUAUGUGGAAAAACUUUCAGUUAGCCCUUCAUUAUGGUAUAUCUGGAAAUUUGUUCUGAAGAAAGGGGGAAAAUCUAUGAACUACAUAUUUUAACUUAAUACUUUCACAUGCAAAAUCAAACUUGGCUAGUAUGACACAUUUCUACAAAAGUAAGAAAUAUUGGCACUUUUCCUUGCAGAAAACACUCAGACCUGAAUCUGAGAGAAAACUAUAAGAUAUGGAGUAAAUGCCACUGGGGUAGACUUCUUUUCCCACUUUUAGCAUUCCACAAAAAUGGAAUGCUAACACUGGUGGGUUUGUUGUUUGGAAGAUUGCUGUCAUUCUUAGAACUUAGGUUGGAAAACUAUUUCAUUGUAUCAUUUUACUACAUGAUUUCUCCAUUACAUUAGUUUGUAACCUAUAUCAUACAGCACUUUCUGUUUCACGUGAAGACUUUGUAAAAAUUAGGAAAAUGGCUGUGAUGAAGUGAAAAAUGCAGGACAUAUGCACAGUAAUAAUCAUUUCUAGAGCCAUUAUGAUAAUAUAUUUGUAUAUGGAUCAGAACUGAAAGGGAUUAGGGGUGUAUCUUUUUGGUUUUUUAGAUGAUGUUGGGUCUUUUUUGGAAUGUAUGCUAUAAAAACUAUGUAUUUGGAAAAACUUUCAGUUAGUCCU